GGUGCCGGCGGCGCGGGAGGCUCCCGGUGGGCGGCCGAGCGGUCCCCUCCCUCCGCGGCGCUGCUGGAGAUGCGUGUCGACCGCCGGCGGUGACUCCGCGGGGCAGAGCCGGGCAACUCUCUUUCCCCGCCGUCUAUGUGACGGACCUCGCCGCUCGGGAAUACGUCGCCUUGUUUCGGGCGCGCUGCGGGGAGGAUCACUUGCUUGAUGAGCUGCAGCUGAAAUAUUUAACUCUUCACACUUAUGCCAUUGGAGAUGGAGCCCAAAGCCAAUAAUCUUGUUUUCGGAUGUCAGCGAAGCUCAACAUCUGACGAUGACUCUGGCUGUGCCUUGGAAGAGUAUGCCUGGGUCCCCCCGGGCCUCAGACCAGAGCAGGUCCAGCUGUACUUUGCCUGCUUGCCAGAGGAGAAGGUCCCUUACGUGAACAGCCCUGGAGAGAAGCACCGAAUUAAGCAACUUCUGUAUCAGCUGCCACCCCAUGAUAAUGAGGUGAGAUACUGCCAGUCUUUAAGUGAAGAGGAAAAGAAGGAGCUGCAGAUGUUCAGUUCUCAGCGGAAAAAGGAGGCCCUUGGCCGAGGCACUAUCAAGCUGCUCUCCAGAGCAGUGAUGCACGCUGUUUGUGAACAGUGUGGUACAAAAGUGAAUGGUGGUGAAGUUGCAGUCUUUGCCUCGAGAGCUGGGCCUGGUGUGUGCUGGCAUCCCUCCUGUUUCGUGUGCUUCACCUGUAACGAGCUCCUCGUUGACCUUAUUUACUUCUACCAAGACGGAAAGAUUCACUGUGGCAGACACCACGCUGAACUCCUCAAACCCCGAUGCUCAGCCUGUGAUGAGAUCAUUUUUGCUGAUGAGUGUACGGAAGCCGAGGGUCGCCACUGGCACAUGAAGCACUUCUGUUGCCUUGAGUGUGAAACAAUCCUGGGUGGACAGAGAUACAUCAUGAAGGAUGGGCGGCCCUUCUGCUGCAACUGCUUUGAAUCUCUCUAUGCGGAAUACUGUGAGACCUGUGGGGAACACAUCGGUGUUGACCACGCUCAGAUGACCUACGAUGGACAGCACUGGCACGCCACAGAGACUUGCUUUUCCUGUGCUCAGUGCAAGACCUCUUUGCUUGGCUGCCCUUUCCUUCCAAAGCAAGGGCAGAUUUACUGUUCCAAAACAUGCAGCUUGGGAGAGGACGUUCACGCCUCCGACUCAUCCGACUCGGCGUUUCAGUCGGCGCGGUCGCGGGACUCCCGGCGGAGCGUGCGCAUGGGCAAGAGCAGCCGCUCUGCCGACCAGUGCCGCCAGUCCCUCCUCCUCUCGCCCGCACUCAACUACAAGUUCCCCGGCCUCUCCGACAAUGCAGAUGACACCCUGUCUCGGAAGCUGGAUGACUUGAGCCUUUCCAGGGAAGAGACGAGCUUUGUUAACGAAGACUUCUGGAAAGGAAGAGUAGAGCAAGAAAUGCCCGAAGACCCUGAAGAGUGGGCCGAGCACGAGGACUACAUGACUCAACUCCUUCUGAAGUUUGGUGAUAAAAGCCUCUUCCAGCAGCCCGCUGAGGUGGACAUUAGAUCGAGCGAACACUGGAUUUCUGACAGCAUGGUCAAGAGCAAGUUGGACUUGAAAAAAAAUAAUCCAAGCCUAGCAAGUAAGAAGUAUCAGUCGGACAUGUACUGGGCCCAGUCGCAAGACGGCCUGGGUGACUCUGCAUAUGGCAGCCACCCAGGACCUGCCAGCAGCAGGAAGAUCCAGGAGCUAGACAUGGAGCACGGGGCCUCGGGAUACAAACAUGACCAAACUCCAUGGUAUGGGGGCUCACUCGAGUGUUUGUCUGACCUCAAACAGCAAGAACAAAGUGUUCGGGACUCAAUGGAUUCUUUGGCUUUGUCCAACAUAACAGGGGCUUCAAUGGAUGGAGAAGGCAAGCCACGGACAUCUCUCUACUCUUUGCAAACUUUCCAAGAACUGGAGGUGGAGGACUGCGAGAAGAUGAGCAACAUGGGAACCCUGAAUUCUUCAAUGCUCCACCGGAGCACAGAGUCCUUGAAGAGUCUGAGCUCAGAGUUAUGCCAGGAAAAGGUGUUGCCGGAGGAAAAGCCAGCACACGUGCCUGUACUGAGAAGAUCCAAAUCCCAGUCUCGACCGCAGCAAGUGAAGUUUUCAGAUGAUGUUAUUGACAAUGGAAGCUAUGAGAACAUUGAAAUACGUCAGCCUCCCAUGAGCGAGAGGACUCGUAGGCGCGUUUACCACUUCGAAGAGCGUGGGAAUCGGCCUCCUCAUCAUCAUCGCAGAAGAAGCAGGAAGUCUCGCUCAGAUAAUGCACUUAACUUGGCCGCAGAAAGGAGAUGCUCUCCAAGAGAGAGGUUUCGUUAUUACUCCCCUCAGGAUCAUGAAAAGUUUAUUCAAAACAGGAGCUCCCGUGAGAUUCGGGCGUACACUCAGAACGCAGAGCUGUACGGGCAGUAUGCCCACUCUCGGUCCGAUUACGCGCUGCGGAAUCAGGUGGUUGAUAAAUUCUUUGGAUUGUACGGUGAGGAAGAUGACUCCUGGUGUUCAACUUCAUCCUCAUCAUCCGAUUCUGAAGAGGAAGGGUAUUUUCUAGGACAGCCAAUACCACAGCCACGCUCGCUGAGAUACCCGUACUAUACAGAUGACCUUUCUGGUCCAACCACUGCGUUAUCUAGUUCUCAGUUUGGACAAAGGACAACCAAAUCAAAGAAGAAGAGGGGGCACAAAGGAAAAAACUGCAUCAUUUCUUAAUUUAACAGUUGGGAAGACCAGUCGACUCUGUAGCUACAGUUUGAACCACACGUUUUUUUAAUGAAUAAUUGUACUUAGGCAAGUUGCUAAGGCUCUUAAUGCUUUGCCAGUGUAAAUGGUAACCCUGCCAGAGUUUACAUUGUACAAGUAACGUUCAGAGACGCCUCCGUGGCAAAUGCUGCCCUGCUCAGAUAUUGCUAGGUUUAGUGCUGUUCCAGCUGUCACAAUACUGUUACUGCAGUUUUCCAUUCAGGCAUGUUGUAGAUGUUUUACUUUAUACUCACUAUUCACCUGUGUUCAACUACCUGAGAGGGGGAUUCAACAAGGAUGAAUAAAUAUAGUGUCAGUCCUGUGCUGUGGCUCUGCCUACACAGGGUCAUCCUUGACUUUCUCCUCUUAAUGCCAGGAAAAAGAAAGCUCUUUACCGUGCCCUUUCUUCACUGGUAAAGCUUAGUCUUCCUCUUUCAAGUUUCCUUACAAAAACUGGAAUGUUCUUCAUUUGGAAAAAUGCUCCUUUUCCAAAGAGUCCAUUAUUUAAGGAGGCAAAAAUCAGAAUGUAGAAGCUGAAAUGCUUGAGGCCUUAGUGUAUCCUAAAGAGCAGUAAAUGAUCUUUUACAUAUAACUUCCACAUCUUUCCCUCCCUCCACACUGUUUUAAGAAUUCCGUCCCUCUGUAAGGGUGUUUCUUGGUUGGGGGGUGGGGGGGUGGUUGUUGUUGUUGUUGCUGCCUGUUUAAAGGAAGAUAUUAAUCCCGCUGCUGUGGAAUUGGACUGAGCUACCACUGAGCAGUGGGAGAGGGAGGUACAACCACGGGAGCCCUUUGCUUGGGCACGUAACCUGUUCAAGUCAAUGAAUCUACUUGCGUAACAAAUACUUUCGUAAGGGCUUAAAGGAUUAGGCUCCAGAAUCGUGUCUCUUCAAAUGCAUUAUCCAGGUUUAAAAAUGUAUUAGCUGCAAUUCUAAAUCAAAAAACAUUGAUAUUUAUAAUGUAGUAUUUCAUAGGCUUAAAUGUAUUCAUAAUUUAACAGUGCAAAUACUAAUGUACAUAUUGUACAGUUUAAAGUUUUAAAAGCUGAAUAUUUUUAUAUCCCUGAAUUUGAAGAAGUUUGUAACGAUAUCAAACUAGAUUUGUUAGGGGUUUAACAGCAGCAUUAUGGAUGAAAUAUUGCUUGUAUUUUAGUCAGGGGGUUUAAGUUGAGAAAUAACUGAAAAAAUGUUUAGUGCAAAACAGCUUAAUUUUGUCUACUAGGUAUUCAAAGCUCUGUAUGCAUGGUGGGGCUAUGUAAAUAACUCUCUAAACUAUGGCCCUCUUAAUCUUGCAAGUGUUAUUUAUGGGUCAAGCAAAAUGUAAACUAUAUAAAUGUAAAAACCACACAAGCCUGGAAUAUAUCAGUACAACAAA
Molecule: messenger RNA, 4143 nt
Organism: Colius striatus (speckled mousebird)
Lineage: Eukaryota; Metazoa; Chordata; Aves; Coliiformes; Coliidae
Gene: PRICKLE1
Product: prickle planar cell polarity protein 1
Exons: 8
Coding region: 244-2742 (832 amino acids)
Molecular function (GO): zinc ion binding
Source: RefSeq, a predicted model, not a curated record